AAAAUACUCUGCAAUGACAGCAAUGGGUAUUAAUAAUUGGAGUACUUUGGGUCUUUCUUUUCUAUCCUCCACCCUUAGGCAUAGCCCACAGGCAUUGAAAGAAAAGAAAAAUGAGUGAUUAUUAUCAUCAAUGAAUAAUGCAUUUAAAUGCCCGUCUUCCCUUUAUUUAUUUAUCAUUAAGGAAUAAUACUUUUUAUUAAUAAAAUGAUAAAAAAAACAGUUGCCACAAAACUUUUCCUGUACCAUCAUCAUCAUCAUUAUCAAUUUUGAUUAUUAAGUCUUCGCCUCUGUUUCUGCCUCUGCCAUGCAUCAAUUAUCAUUCAAACCUUAGCUUUCAUUUCCAGCUCUUAUUCAAUUCCCUUUGUCUCUCUGUGUAGCUUCCUUCCUCAUUUCCAUCUCCAUCAUCCACCCGACACCGUUUCCAUGAUAUGCCUCUUCAUUUUACUCCACUUCUUCCUUAGCAUUCAACAAUGGCUUCUGCUCGCUCUCUCAUAUUAAUCCCUUCUCUCUGAAAAACAAAGGGAAAUUAUCCAAGUGCGUGAUUUUCUUCAAUGUAGGGAGUGAUAAGAAGUAAAUGCAAAUGAUUUGGUAGAUCCAUUGGCUCCAUGGGAGGCUUUUUUCACUUUUUUGAGUUCAACCAUAGCAACAUGGCCAGAAAAAUACUUGCACACAAGAGACACGUUGGUGGUCUAGAAGCACCGCGAAAUAGCUUGGAGUUGCAACUAGAAAAUUCUCAGAACUACUGCGCUGUAGAUGAUCUGCCGGUAAUUUUUCCAUCAAACUCCUCAUUGUAGAUUGCUCUUAUGAAGUUGAAGAAGACUGGGCAGCAAAGAACUAUUGUCGAACUGAGGCUUCAAUGAAGAAACUGAUUAAUGAGGAGAUGUCCAAACAAUCUAACACCAGACAAAAUACACCUAGUAUUGUUGCCCGGCUUAUGGGAAUGGAUGCAUUGCCUUUAGAUUCAAAACCUAUAGUAGUUCCAUCAGUUGAGAAAAAGAAUGAUCAUCAGCAAAGGGGAAAAAAUGCAAAGGGUUCAGAUGUCUAUUUAUCUUCUAACUCAAAUUACUCGAAGAAAAUGGAUGUUGACUCAGUUUAUGGUAGUCGAGACAGAGAUGCAGAGAGAUGGAGCACCGGCCAGGAGUUUGGAAAGCCAAGGCCUUGUGAACAUCCUCAGGAGGAAGAAUUGCAAAAAUUUAAGAAAGAAUUUGAGGCAUGGCAAGCAGCCAGGCUUAGAGAAUGUUCAAAGGUUGUUGAUGUUGGAAGCAUUUCUAUGGCUCAAGAGAAACUGAGCAAGGAAAAGAUGGCACAUUAUUCAGGUUCUGAAAGAGCAAAGCAUGAGAAGCCUUUGGAAUCUAAGAGGUUUGCAGUAAAAGAAAAUAUGUAUGAGAUGGGUUUGCAUCGCAGACAUAAAUCAGAACCUUUUACAGCUGAGCAAAAAGAAUCAAGAAGUCGAUGCACAAAUAAGGAUUUUCAGCUACCUUCUAUGAUACAUUAUAAUGAGAAAGUCGAUGCUGCUCCAACAAGGAUAGUGAUCUUAAAGCCCGGUCCUGAUAGGAUAUAUGACCAUGAAGAAUCAUGGACCAGUUCCUCUGGCACUUUAGAUGAAAGAGCUAGUAUAGAAGAUUUCCUUGAGGAGGUAAGGGAACGACUAAAACUAGAACUGCAAGGUAAAACUCUUAAAAGGAGUUCUGUGAUCAGAGGAAGUGGAAUCGAAACCCCUUUCAAUGAAAAGCCAUCUGAUCCAAGACAAAUUGCUAAGCAUAUAGCAGAACAGGUCAAGGAAAAUGUUAGUAAGGAUCUUAAAAUGAAUUUAGUUCGAUCAGAAUCAACUAAAUCAUAUAGAAGUUCAGUUCAGUUCAAUGGACCAGGCUCCCCAGAGUUCAUCAACAAAGAUACAAGAACAUUCUUGUCAGAGAGACUAAAGAAUGUUCAAAAGCAAGAAACACAGUUGGAUAUACCAAUUGUUUCCACUGGUAGAUGUAGAUUGCCUGUGUUUGAGAAUGGAAGGGACAGGCUAAAGCAAAUAGAAGAUUUCCCUAAGUCUGGAAAUGAGCAGAGCUACUGGGAAAUUGUUAAAGAUGAACAAGAAAUGCAAACCAGAUCUUUCAGGCAUGGAGAUGAUGUUGGGUUGCUAAAUAGGGAAUCGUCCACAAGAAAUCUGAUUAGGUCUUUGUCAGCACCAGUCUCGGGAACAUCAUUUGGGAAGCUGCUUUUAGAGGACCGCCAUAUUUUAACUGGUGCUCAGAUUAGGAGGAAGCAUGAAGGCAUUGAGAAUGUACAAGUGGAUGUUGAAAAAAGGAAGAGAGAAAAGUUCAAUUUGAAAGAGAAAGUUUCUAAUAUCAAGUAUGGUUUGACACUUCGACGGAGGCUAUUUGGCAGGAAGAUUCAGUCAAUGGUGGACACAUAUGGGGCCUAUGAUGGUCCUGUAAAAGAUAUAUUGAGUGGACCAACAGUUAUAAACUUCAGCGAGAGGCAUGAGAAUUCUACUGAGGUGCCUCCUAGCCCAGCAUCUGUUUGCAGCAGCACAAAUGAAGAAUUUUGGAGGCAAGUGGAUUAUCCCAGCCCGAUAUCAACACCUGAUGUGACUUUAGGAGAAGAAAAUGCAGUACAACAGGUUUUCAAAGAGAUCAGUUCUAAUUUGAAUGAGUUGAGGAGGCAACUUAAUGAACUCGAGUCUGAUGGAGUGGAUGACAUAUCAAUUGAAAAGGAGUCUACUGAAUCAGAAAUGGGGGAUAUAGAUGACCAAGCAGAAGGCUAUGUUAGGGACCUGCUUGUUGCUUCUGGUUUAUAUGGUGGAUCAUGUGACAAAUCCUUAUCUAGAUGGGACCCGUUAGCGAAGCCUAUCGGUGAUGCUGUCUUUGAACAAGUGGAAGAAUCAUAUAGAAAAUCGGGCAAGGAAAAUGAUGAGAAUGAUAAGAAGGUAGAUCGAAAGGUGUUGCUCGAUUUGUUGAAUGAAGCACUCUCAACCAUACUUGGGCCACCAGUAACCCUGUCUCGGUUCAGGAGAAAGCUUGUUGGUUCCUCCAUAUUGCCGCCUCCACGAGGAAGGAAGUUAUUGAAUUCAGUGUGGGAAAUUAUCCAAACCAAUUUAUAUCCUCCAAAUGAUAGAUGCUACUACUCGCUCGAUAGCAUGGUGGCCCGGGAUCUAGGUUCAACCCCUUGGUCUAGCUUGAUGGAUGAAGAAACUAAUGUUUUGGUAAGAGAGGUGGAAUGCUACAUUAUAGGCAACCUGGUUGAGGAAAUUGUGAAGGACAUGCAUUAAUGAUGGUGCAUACAUUAACGAGGCUUCGGCUGCUGGUUAUUAAAUCUAAUGUAGGGAAGUGGCAUACACAUGGAGAUAACCCUGCUUUGCUUGUAAAGGUGAAUAUUGGGGGGAGAUUCCCCGUCCAUGUACAUAUUCUUUGCCGGGUGGGUUUGCAACGUAUAGGUUAAGUUUGAUCAGGUUUAUACAUACUGUACAUGAUUGAUUGGUUGUAUUAUUAGAAUUUUUAUUUACAAUGGAGAGAAACUAAUAAAUGUAACUUUUUGGUUCUUGAUUCAGUUGCCUGUUUUGGCAUUAAAACUGAUAUGAUUGCUAAUGAGAGCAUAUAUUAUUGGUUCUUC
Molecule: messenger RNA, 3603 nt
Organism: Gossypium raimondii (Peruvian cotton)
Lineage: Eukaryota; Viridiplantae; Streptophyta; Magnoliopsida; Malvales; Malvaceae
Exons: 6
Coding region: 857-3262 (801 amino acids)
Source: RefSeq, a predicted model, not a curated record